Messenger RNA from Naegleria fowleri, 2256 nucleotides. RefSeq lists its product as uncharacterized. The transcript has 3 exons. Gene Ontology annotation, molecular function: ubiquitin protein ligase binding. The record is from RefSeq and is a predicted model, not a curated record. Gene Ontology annotation, cellular component: cullin-RING ubiquitin ligase complex. NCBI's taxonomy places the organism in Eukaryota, Heterolobosea, Eutetramitea, Acrasida, Naegleriidae. Gene Ontology annotation, biological process: protein ubiquitination; ubiquitin-dependent protein catabolic process. The coding region runs from base 1 to 2256 and encodes 751 amino acids.
AUGCGUAAAGUUCAACAAGCAAAGAAAGUUGAUAUCAAAGCUCCGAGACCAGUGAUCAACACAACGGAAUCAUUCUUUACAGCCACGUGGGUGUUAUUGAAACAGGCGAUACAACAGAUUUAUGAUAAAAAGAGUUCGGAUCUAUCCUAUGAAGAGCUCUACAGAAGCGCAUACAAAAUUGUUUUAAAUCGUCAUGGAGAAUUGCUGUACAAUAAUGUAGAGACUUGUAUGCGUGAACAUAUAGAUUCAUUAAUGAACAAUACUUUACGAAGGUGUUCUGAUGAAUUAUUUCUAAAGACAAUUUGCAACGUAUGGGAAGAGUACAAAACAGAAACAUCAGUCAUUAGCAGUGUGCUCAUGUAUCUCAACACCAAUUAUGUACAGAAGCAACAACAGCUACAACAACAAGUUGUCACAACCUCAUCCGUACAACAACCUCAAGUGAUGCACACUCUCUUUAUAUAUGACAAUGGCGUGGAGCUAUUCAAAAAGAUGGCAAUUUAUCAGUAUCAAUUGGGAGAUAAAAUCAGAAAAAUUAUACUGGAUUGUAUCGAAAAAGAAAGAAAUGGUGAAUCUGUAGAUAGACUUUUACUAAAGAAAACAGUGAGAAUGCUAUGUGAGAUGAAUUGCUAUUUAGACAUUGUCGAACAGCCAUUAUUGGAGACAAGUUCUAUAUACUUUUCUCGACUUUCACGAGAAUUAUUAUCUCAAACCUCGGUGACUGACUAUUUAAAAUUGGUAGAUGAAAGACUCAGAGAUGAGCAUAAGCGAAUUCAAUAUUAUCUCCAUCAUUCGAGUAAGCAAACAUUGGAUCAUGUUGUUAGACACGAAAUGAUCACCCAACAUCUCAAUUUUAUAAUGGAAUCUUCCAAUGGAUUUUUGUCCUUAAUCAAAGACGACAAGAUCUCAGAAAUGCAAAUAAUGUAUAAUUUAUUUAUUGUUAACGAGAAGGAACACCUCUCAGUUAUGAUCAACAUGUACAAUAAGUACAUUAGCGAAUACGGCACAAACUAUGUUUUGGACGAACAGAAAAUACAGGCCUCACCUGUAGCUUUUAUUGAAGGGCUGCUCGAACAAAAACGAAAAUAUGACAAAAUUACCUCUGUGUCAUUCAAUAAGAAUGAUCGAUUUGCUAAGGCUCAAAAAGAGGGAAUGGCAACGUUCGCAGAUGGAACAAAACAAAAAAGACUUGCCGAAUUUUUAUCUCUUUACAUUGACAGUAUUAUCAAAAACAGUGGAUCUUCAUCAAGUUUGGAACAAGAACUCGAUUCACAGCUAGAAGAAGCAUUAGAAUUAUUUGACUUCUUACGCGAUAAGGACAUUUUUGAGACUUACUAUAAGGUCCACCUUUCCAAGAGACUAUUAUCUAAAAGUCACCAAGCACAACCUGAAAAAUUAUUCAUUCUCAAGCUGAAGAAAAAGUGUGGAUAUAGUUUCACUUCAAAAAUUGAAGGAAUGUUUAAUGACAUGAAACUCUCUGCUCAAGCAAACGAACAGUACCAACAACAUAAGGCAUUCAACUCAAAACCUCCAAAAGUCGACUUUUAUGUAAAUAUUUUGACUCAUUCAUUUUGGCCUGCAUAUACAUUGUCAAAUGCUAAUUUGCCUUUGGAGCUAAACCAAUGCUGUGAUUCAUUUACUCAAUUCUACAAUGAUGUGCAUAAUGGCAGAAAAGUAACUUGGCAAAAAGCGUUAGGUGAUGGCAUUCUUGUUUCGAGGUUCCCAAGUGGAAAACACGAACUUGUCGCUUCGACAUUUCAAAUUGCCAUACUGAUGCUCUUCAAUGAUCAAUCGGAAUACACUUAUGCCAAUAUUAGAGAACUUACUCAAAUUCCAGAGAAAGAUUUGAAAAAGAACUUGACCAUCCUUUGCAUGAACAAGACAAAAAUCUUAAUGAAGGAACCAAAAACGAAAAACCUGGAGGACAGUCACAAAUUUGUUUAUAAUAACGAUUUCAAAUCUGCAAACUAUAGAGUGAAGUUAGCGCUAACUUCAACAAAAGAAUCAGAAGAAGAAGUGCAAGAAACUGAGACCAGGAUAGAGUUGGAAAGGAAGCCUGUAAUCGAAGCUGUGAUUGUAAGAGUUAUGAAAGCUCGCAAGAAAUUGCACCAUAAUGUUUUGGUCGAAGAAGUUGUGAAGCAGCUGCUAAGCAAAUUCAAACCAAAUCCUAUUGAAAUCAAAAGAAGAAUUGAAAAUUUGAUAGAAAGAGAAUUUUUGACAAGAGAAGAGAGAGAAUUCUAUAAUUAUGUGGCGUAA